AAAGGGAAACAAAUUCAAAGUAGCAAAGCAAAAGGUCAAAAUUCAAAAACCGGUGCUCCGGCCAUGGAAUGGGAGGCGGAUGAUCGGAAAGCGGUGGUGGUAGGGUUGAUAGAGAAGGCUACCAAUUCAAUUAAACCAGACUUGGAUCCGAGAAUCCUCAAAUCAAUCAAAUCGGUUGUCCGCCACUCUGAUUCAGAGCUGCGGCUCGCGGCCGAAAACCUAAUGAGCCUCAUGAAACGAGACCACUCUCAGGUACGGUACCUUACACUAGCUAUAAUCCAUGAACUGUUCAUGCGGUCAAAGCUUUUCCGAGCCCUUAUUGUUGAGAAUUUGGACCAAUUGUUGACUUUAAGUGUUGGGUUCCGAAGAAACCAGCCUCUUCCUGCUCCUCCAGCCAUUGCAUCCAAGUUGCGUUCAAAAGCAAUAGAAUUCUUAGAGAGAUGGAACUCUACAUUUGGAAUCCACUACAGGCAGCUUAGAUUAGGGCAUGAUUACCUGAAAAAUACCCUUAGAUUUCAGUUUCCUAAUCUUCAAGCAAAUGCAGCAAGAGUUCAGCAGGAGAGAAGAGAAAGAGAGUUGCGGACGAAAGAGAUUCUGUUAAAGAAAUAUGAACUUUUGAAGUCAAAUUUUUCUUCAAUCAAGGAUGAAGUAAAUUCAAUAGUUGAUGAAAUUAGUGAAUGCUUAGAUAUCCUUAUAACUUCUAAAGAAGAUAACCUGCCACUGGAUCCUAUUGAUGAAGAAGAUGUUGAUGAAUUUCGUGGCGUUGAAUUGCGUCGGAUUCGUGACAAUUCAUUGAAAGAAGCAGACAAGGUACAAGAAAAUAGCGAAAAUAAAGUGGUUUUCGAUGCAUUAAGAGAACUUUACAAGCUUUUAGUGACCAAACAUAUAGUUGCCGUGCAAGAAUCGGUUUCUGUUCUUGUAAGGGUUGAAUUGUCUGAUAAUAGGCUUAGAGACUCCAUGUUAAAGGAAUUCAUUGACAUUCGAAAUCAUCUCAAAUCGAUAAAAAAGAAGUGCGAAGAAGCAGGGUGUGCUCUUACGAACCCUGCAGACGAAGGGGAAGAAGAUAUUUGGGAAGAGGGCGCAAGUGAAUCGUUUGAUAUUUCAACAUCUUCGACGCCAAAUAAGCAGAGCGAAGAUCAUGCAAAUAAGAGAAACGAUUCUCCUGAAUGCAGUAAUAGUAAAACGAUAAAUGUUAUUGGGAAGGUGGAAGAUCCUGAAGUUUGUGGAACCGAUUUGAAUCCCUUAAAGAGUAAGCUUAUGGUUGAAGCUCCGGUUAUGAAAUGGGGUUCGUUUUUAGACAACUGGGGUUCAAAUCGUGAUUUUAUGGCUAACCAAAGAGGGUUAGAGCUUGAUGGUCACUGGGGUAGGGUAGACCAUGAUGCAACCAUUCCGGCUAAUAAAAUUGCUGAACUAAAUGUUCAAGCGGUCGUAUAUGAGGAAGAGCAUAAAGAAAUUCAGCAAUGUGGUGCACCCUUGAAAAAGGGAGGGUUUUGUCAGAGAAAAGAUUUGAAAGUUUGCCCUUUUCACGGCCCCAUUGUUGCUCGAGAUGAUGAAGGAACUCCAAAUGAUGCGGUUUCCAUGGAUGAUGAAAAACCCGAUCUGAAGCUUUUCUCGAUGGACGAAUUACUGAAACAGGCAGUAAAUAAUGUCCGAGAGAUGGAUAAAGAGGCCAUGAAAAAAAGAGAAUACGAUAAAAAGGAAUUAAAACGAGCCAAACUUGCAAAAGUCCGUGGGCACAAUGAAGCUGUGUUACGAGAUGCAGCACUUGCUUCAACUUCAGGGUCUUCUUCCAUUGGAGAUUUGGAGGGCAGAGAAAAAGAUAGUCUUGCAAAGAUGCUGAAAAAGAGAACAACUGCAAAAGAUAGAUUAGCUCGAAGGCUACUAAGUCGGAAAGCUACUGCAAAAGAGCUGAAUCUUGGAGAGGAUCAUUCAAAAUACAGAGAAGCCUUCCCUAAUCAAUGGUAGAGUUUCAAUAAACCUUUUCUUGUUCAACUGUUCAUCUUUAUUCAUAAAGAUCGAUUGAGAUAUGUUCCAUAUAAAUAAAAUAGGUAUACAUAAUAAGAUCUGUUUUGACUCUAUAUAAUAAAACAUGUUAUUAGUGUAUUUCUUGUGCCAUAACUCA
Messenger RNA from Cynara cardunculus var. scolymus (artichoke), 2122 nucleotides. Its product is annotated as UV-stimulated scaffold protein A homolog. Gene Ontology annotation, biological process: response to UV; transcription-coupled nucleotide-excision repair. The transcript is spliced from 2 exons. The coding region runs from base 64 to 1965 and encodes 633 amino acids. NCBI's taxonomy places the organism in Eukaryota, Viridiplantae, Streptophyta, Magnoliopsida, Asterales, Asteraceae. The record is from RefSeq and is a predicted model, not a curated record. Gene Ontology annotation, molecular function: RNA polymerase II complex binding. Gene Ontology annotation, cellular component: chromosome.